GUGCGAACUGGAAUAUUCUGUCUCAGUUCUCUAGAAACGUUACUUGCGCCUUUCCCACCUAACUUUUGUAAGAAGUGCCUGUAUCUCGAAAAUCUUAUCCAAUCUAUCUGAAUCUGACACUUAUUGCAAAAUCUUUGGCUGACAAGGAGGGAAACAUGGGGUUUUCCAUCCCGGCUCUUGCAUGUAGCCUUGCGUUCUUGGUAGCGUUGUAUCAAGUAUCAGCCUUUCAUUUCCGGGGAGGAAUUCUCACGUGGAAGUCCCUUCCCAUCGAGCCCAAAUCGAUCCAGGUGAAUUACUGGGUGGCUUGGAAGAAGAACUACAGUGAACCGCGGUUCGACGUCUGCACACCGAAUUCUGUGGCGGCACAGCAGCCCUUGAGAAUAGGCAAGUCGCUGAACUGCGGAGACCAGACCUGUAUCGACGACAUGACCUACAUUUGCACCGAUUACAACGAAGCUGGAGAUUAUGCUGCUGGUCAGGGCUCACAAAUAAUCGCCGCCCCUGACGGAGCCGACGUGUUUGACAUCAGUUUCCACAGUUGUUGCUGGGUGAACCUAGAAAAUUACCCUGUGCCGAGACACUACCUGUUGAAUGCCACCGUGAACCUGACGCCUCGUGGUAAUCGAGGGGGCCUGAUCAAUUCCUCGCCCGUUGCCGCUGUCGUACCAGUGCAGCUCGUUCAGCAAAGCUGCAGCCAUGUCAUUCGCAUUCCAGUGAGCGACCCUGAUGGUGAUGUGGUGCGAUGUCGCUUCCCGGUUGAAUCAAACCGGGAGUGCUUUAAAGUGUGCGGUCCACUUGCUAAUGCCGACUUGCAAAACUCUGGGGAUGAGUGUGUGCUGAUCUAUGACGGUUCCUCCCAAUCUACGGGAUGGUAUGCCGUCACCAUCAUGAUUGAAGACUUCAACAGAAGAAGAAGUCGCAGGCCGCUCAGUAGGGUGCCUCUGCAUUUCUUGAUCAAUGUGACAGCAACUGAUGACAACUGUCACCAGCCCCGCUUCCAGCAUCCUACCCCAGAGAAUGGAGCCUGUCUGCCCGCAGCGGUGGGCCAGCAGAAGAUAAUCAAGCUAGCCGCAAGCAGCGAAGAUGCAGGGUACACAAUCUCGGGAAUUUCCACCUUCGGUUUACCUUUGGGGAUGACAGUGUCACCUCUGACUUCCCAUCCUGGGAACCCUGCACUGUUUUACGUUGAACUGAGCUGGGUCCCCCAAGACAACCAAGCUGGACCACAUCAGAUCUGUUUUGCCGCAUUCGAUCGGAAAAAUAACAAGGAAUUUGCAUCCGACCAAGUUUGUGUGACAGUUUUUGUUGGAGCCCCUGUUGUCCACCCAGUCCCGGAGGUAUCCCGUCCACAGCCAGGGCAGACUGUAGAUGUAUCCAAUCAGGAAUGGGAAAUUCAUUUUAAUUCGACGAUAAUGCAACACACCACCGAGGCGGGUGCCAUUGUUUCCUUCAUCAGAAAUGACACCGAUGAGACGGUCUACACAGUCAACUUAGCCGCAGAGUCCAAUCUGAAUGUCCAGUUCCCCACCGAAGACUCGGUGGUCUUCAACACCCCGGGAAUCAUCCUUGAAGGAGAUACCGUGUAUGUCUUGCGGGUGCAUGAGGGCGCUGUCCGUAGCGACACGGAAUGCAAGUCCAACUCUGCUGCUCACGAAUGGCACUUUGUGACUGGGCCUGAUCACAACCUCCCUGCCACCAGGUUUUCCCCCGAAGAGAUCAGACGAGUCUCUACAGCCGUGCCGGAGUGUUUCUCCAGUUUCAUGUUGAUCUAUGUCUCCAAGGCCUGGCUGGCCACCGUCAGCUCUCUUGUCGACCCAGCUGGGAUGCACCUGAACGAUCCGUCAUGCACUGGGGAGGAAUUCAACGAAACCCACUACAUCCUUGGGGCAACUCACGACAUGUGUGGCACUGCCGUUGAAUCCGAGAGCAGCAAUGUGCAGGUUGUUGAGAACAUUGUCCACAUUCCCCCUCAACCGGAAAGCCCCAGCUCCCCCAUCACCAGAGACAACAACAUUGAGGUCCACGUGACCUGCCGACUGACAGGGGCAAAGGUCACACACGCCCAGUUUGAUCCCAACAUCACCACCAUCGUCUACUAUGAGACGGGCUAUGGGACUUUCAACUUCCAGCUUCGGAUGUUUCACGACUCAAGCUUCGGGAAUAAGUACAGGCCCAGGGACUAUCCCAUCGACGUGUACCAGAAACAACGGCUGUACUUCGAAGCCAAGGUCAUGUCCAAUGAUGACAUGUCAAUAUUCCUACAGUCAUGCAGAGCCACCCCGACAGCCAACCCAAGAGACCCAACAUCCUAUGUUUUCAUUGAUUCAGGAUGCAAGGUUGAUGACACGGUCCAAUUCCACGAACUCAGCAAUAGCAUGCUGAAGAGGUUCUCCAUUGAGGCUUUCGCCUUCAUCGGAAACAAUCUCCAUGGCUCGGUGUUUGUUCACUGUGACAUAGCCACGUGCUUUGCUGAUGACAUUGACUCCCCCUGUGCCAGAGGAUGCGUGGAAUCCCCAUCUAUUGCAAGGAGAGACACAUCCCAGACUGGUUCCGCCUCCAAAGCUUAUCCAAACACAGAUGGGCCCAUCAGGAUCCAUACCACUACAAAACAAAUGGGGAGCAAGGUCAUGACAGCCUCCAAGCAAUUCAACUUCUCUCUGGUGGAGCUGCCGAUGUUGACGGCUGCUAUUCUCCUGCUCUCCAUCAUCCUCCUGGUUCUCAUCCGAGUGGUUAAGAUCACGGGGCGGCCCAAGAGGCUGGAAACACCCAUGAACCCUCAUCGUGUGGAUCGGAUCAAGCUGCCAUCUAUCAGGAUUGGUAACGAGUAACUAGUGUCACAUGCGAGGGCCACACCUGCAGAUCGGUGUGGUAUAUGAAAUUCGGAUUCUGUGAAAUUUGAGCUGUUUGUCCAUUUUCUGUGUGUACAGAACAGUGUUAGCCAACAGGUAAACAGGGUUCCGGGAUUCACGGGACAAAAACUACCAAAAUUCACAGGGGUCCCAAUCAGUUCUUGCUCUGCCUGGAUGUGAACUACUAUUUCUGAUGCAACCGUAAUGAUUCUUGCUUGAGCUCAUUUCAGCUGCAGAUGUUCCAUAACACCAGUGCAUUUUAUGUUCAUCUUAGUGUGAAGUUGAAACUGGCUUUGUACAUUGCGCUCCGUGAAACUUUCCGGGGAAUCAAUACCUGUGACAAUUCAGGCACAAACUUGUCAAAAGAUUAAUUCGCUAUAAUCUUACCAAACCUUAACACACUUUCCCACUUUUUUAACCACAAAUUAGGGUUUGUUAAAGGGUUCAAUUCAAAUAUGAAACAGUGAGAUGUUUUAUGUUUCAUGCAGGUAAUGGUUGUUUUAUUUACAUCUAACCAAUAAAAAAUGAAAACUUUAAUGAACUGUACCAUAUGUCACAUCACACACAAUUUAUACGCCUCCAGAGAAAUCAAUAGUUUGAAAAGCAUAUUAAAAUCAGUUUCAAUUUUUUACAAGGGCCCCAAAACAUAUACAUAGGAAAAAUGUUAACGCUGUUAAUUACAAUAAGCAAUCUACCAACAUACAUAUUGAUCUGGUGGAUUUGUUUCAUAUUUGCUGCCAGGAAUGGACACCUGCAUGCUUUAUAUACAUGUUUUCUUGUACAACAGUUGUACUUUGCAUGUACUGCAUAAAUGCUGAACCCAGCUAAACACCUGUGAAAAGUCCGAGGAAUGGACCCUAAGCUUGAACCACUAGUCUAACUAGCUGGUGUUUUAAAGUACUUUACCCUUUUUUCUUAUGUUCCGACAUGAUAUCCCUUCCAGUAAAGCUCUUUGGUCGUAAUCACUAUUUAAAUCAUCAGAACCCCUUAAGGGCCUUCUAUGUGAAAUAGAAAUCUUUACAUAAUGUCAUUUAGGGACACAACUUGAAUACCUACUAUUGUUAAAAGUCACAGCCCUUCUCUCCAAAAUGUGAAACCCAUCUUGGGUUAGAGGAAAGAAACAAAAGUGUUAAGAGUGGUGUUGAAUUUCAUACUGGAUGCCGGAGCCUCUUGCCAACAUGGGCUGAAGUUGAAUCUUCCAUUUUUCAAUGCUUCAUUUUUGAAAAGUCCAUAAGCCUUGUGUCCAGGCAAUGCUCAACUUUGAGAGGAGUUACAAGAACUGUGCAGUUUUCACAAUAGCCUUGUGAUAUUAAGUAAUGUAAAAACUUGUGAAGGUCAGAGCUGCUGUAUCGUACACUAGUGUACAAUUCAUUGCCAAGGAGCAAACGAGCUGAAUACUAUUCUAUUCCAAGUUGUGCAUAACUAAUGACGCUUAUUUUAGAAGUUUUAUAUUUUUUUAUUAUAAAACAUAAAAUAAAGCUUUUUCCUUAACUGGAGCCAAAAAUAAGGGUCAGUCAGAAAUGAGAAUUUCUGACCCACCCUUAUACGGUUCACAGGUGACUUUGUCAAACACGUGAACGCACCACUGAUUGCAAGCUUCUGUUGGAUGAAAAGUCAAGUUGAGCAUCACCUUCCAGUUCCAUGAUUCCAUGUAACUCUAUGUGCAGUGGGCGUUGUUUAAACUGAAGUGAUGUCACAACUAUGGGCACACAUAGUCUCUUCGGAAUUGCUCACAAAGCCCUCUGCGUGGACAAGAGAUGCACAUGUUUUUCUCACGGUAAUGACAACCCUUUGGUGGGACAGGCCAUGCAUGUAUGCACACGUGCAGGUUCACGUGUACAAGGCACAGCGCAGACACUCCCAAUUUGUAUUGGACUGCACAGUUCUUGCAGAAACAGGUGCACAGCUCACAUAAUUGACCAUUUACAGUCAGUCUUUUGCUGGUUCUUGUAUGGGGUAGAGGCCAGUCUCUUCACAACACCCCUCUGUCAAUAUUUCAGUGAGCUACUAGCCCUAGCAUUAUUUCUCACAAUGACUGGUACAGUGUUUUGCCUCAAAGAUGACUAUAAAUAAGCCAAAUAUAGUGCAGGUAGUUCCUACAACUAUUACAGGUGUAUUUCUAUCGGCUAAACAGUCAUUUACUUAUUGCAGCAACAUAAAUGAAAGACAGCUAUUCGUUGGAGUGUUUUCUUUCUUUCUUUCUUUGUUUUUUGCUUUCACCAGUAACCAUGGCAUAUCUAAUGCUUGUAUGGAGGGUAGUAUAUUACAAGAUUACUGAUCUUAUAAUGAGAGUGCUCCCACAUGAAGGUGAAAUACUGAAACUUAAUAAAAACACUGAUC
Molecule: messenger RNA, 5189 nt
Organism: Acanthaster planci (crown-of-thorns starfish)
Lineage: Eukaryota; Metazoa; Echinodermata; Asteroidea; Valvatida; Acanthasteridae
Source: RefSeq, a predicted model, not a curated record